Messenger RNA from Aspergillus tanneri, 1038 nucleotides. RefSeq lists its product as uncharacterized. Bases 1 to 1038 code for a protein of 345 amino acids. The transcript has a single exon. The record is from RefSeq and is a predicted model, not a curated record. Lineage: Eukaryota; Fungi; Ascomycota; Eurotiomycetes; Eurotiales; Aspergillaceae.
AUGCCAACGGUCUUACUCCCGUCGUCGGCCGCUGCUUUUGCUCCACGGUCGUCGCCGAAUGUGGUGUUGAACACCAGGAUCGAGCCGUGGCUGACGGCCACCUUGAAGCGAGUCAACCGGGUCAAGCGCCCUCUAAACAAUGUAACCCAACAUACGAGGUGUCUGACGGAGACACUGUCCUCACCCAACGCCAUCUGGACACUCUGUUCCAUGACAUUUCCCAAGGCCCCCGAGUCAGAACUCAGGAAGGAUGAGAACCCAUUAGUGGAGGCAAUUUUCAACUACCAGAUGGUCCAUAUGGAAGCCUAUGUGGUGCAUGUCGACAUGGUAUCACAGAACGAGGUUGCUUUCAAGCUGACCCCGGAAACGAUCGAAUCCUUAGUCGAGUUCCAUAAGGACAUUUACUCCGUGGAUACCGCCGCCAGUACCUGGGACUGGUCUGAGAAGGAAAGCCAACUGAAGAAGUUGCAAGAGGAGUUUGUCCAGGCCGCCAACAAAUUCGUCUAUCGCUCUAGCGCCCAGGUGCUUGAAGGCCUAGAGGAGGACGGUGCAGGUGAACUACUGGGUGGUCGGAGUGAGGAUGCAAAGACUGCAAUCUCGAGCCUUUUUGUGCCAUUACUCCCCCCACCGCCACGGGUCGAUGUGCUUCGCUCCACGCCCCUACUUCCCAGCUCCACUGGGCCGGAAACAUGGUGGCAAGAGCCCAUGCAACCAUCCGUGUCGAUGGAUUCGUGGAAAGUACUGCCUUCCAGUCCAGCCUCGGCCAGUACAGGGGAUUCUAACCCUAACAUGUGGGCCAGUUUCAACAGUUUGAAUGAAAUACCGCUUUCCUCGCCACCGACGCCCUACAGCCAACCGUAUACCACCUCGCCGUACAACACAACACAGUAUUACAGCGCCGCUGCCACAUCGGCCGCUCUAGCUGUCCUCCCGCUUCCUAGCAUGCUAGUGCAACCGUGCAGCACCGCAGCGAACAUGGUCGGACUUGGAUGGGGAGACCGGUACCAAGAUUUUGCGUUGUACGGGACAACAAUGUGA